Cladocopium goreaui is the source of this 1890-nucleotide messenger RNA. Lineage: Eukaryota; Dinophyceae; Suessiales; Symbiodiniaceae. The record is from the annotation of a GenBank genome assembly.
AUGGAGGAGGAUUCAACAGUAGAGGUCAAAGAGGAUGAGUGGGUUUUCCACGAAGCUACCAGAUCUCUUUUGAGAAUUCACCAUCAAGAAAGGAGAGGAGCAUUUCUUCCACACGACAAGCUUGGGUGUCCAAUCCCAGUGAAGCAUCUGCAUCACAAAGCAGUUGUUUACCAGCACUUUCCAAAUGGCGGACAAAAGCUAUCAGAAGUGAGUUGGAGGAAACAGCGUGAGGAGGUGGGCCCCAAAAGAUACUGGGUCGGCUUCACCGAGUUCAAGCUGAAACCCAAGGUGUCUAUGCACAAAGCGAUGGAGAUCUUCGCUGCAAACAAAGGCAGUGAUGAAGUGAAGGAGAGCGAUAUUAAACCUGAGGAGUGGCCACCUUGGAAAGUUGCAGACGGUGAAGAAUGGGCAAAGGUGGAGGCAUCAGGAGCAGUGAAAGCUCUAUAUCCAGAGGAGUCAGAGGCGAUAGAACGCCAGCUGAGAGAAGCUGGAACAAGUGGAAGAAUUCUUCCUUCCAGGAAGCCAGCAGAACUCCCUGGCGAGCCACCAACAAUGAAGUCAAGAUGGUGCAUCCGGGGAGUCAAGGACCCGGAUAUUCUGUCUUUAGACAGGUGCUCUCCAACUGUCACCACUGCAGUAGUCUCCAUUGUGUUGCAAACAGCAGCAUCCAGGAAGUUUCGUUGUGCCAUUGGGGACCUCAAGGACGCGUUCAUGCAGUCCGAGCCAUUGAAAAGGCUCUUCAGCGAAGGCAAGCUUCGAGGCAUCAUUGUGGUGGAGGUUGCCGAUUUGUUGACCAUGGGAGAUGAACUGCAUUUUCAGAAGAUGGAGGAACUUCAGAAAAGGUUCAAGUUUGGCAAGUUCAAAUUUUUGGAUGAAGAGCAGAAAGGCGUGUCGUUCAACGGCAGGAGGCUGAGGAUGCUUGAAGCUGGAACGUAUCUAGUGGAUAUGCAAAAGUUUGUUGAAGAAAGGUUGAGAGAGGUUAGUUUGGCAGUAGGAAGGGCCAGUCAAAAGGAUGAGGAUGCAACAGAUGCAGAAAAGACAGAAGCAAGAGCAGUGGUCGGGGCUUUGACAUGGGCCGCAAAAGAAGGUCGUCCCGAUUGUGCUGCAGCAGCAAGCAUUAUAGCAGGAACAUUGAAUCGAAUGAAGGUUCAAGAAAUCUUGGAUCUCAACAAGGCUGUAAGAGAGGCAAAGAAAAGUUCCACUAUGAGUCUGAGAAUUCAGCCAGUCGCUCCAGAUCAGAUCAUCUGGGGGGUAGUCACCGAUGCGUCAUACGCGAAUGCGAGUGGAGGAGCUUCACAAGGUGCUUUUGGAGUGAUAUGUGCUGAAGAGUCGGUUCUGACUCGAGGAAGUGGAGCGGUCAAUUUGCUUCACUGGAGGUCAGGAAAAAUGUAUCGAGUGGUGAACUCAACGCUGGCCGCAGAGAGUCAAAACCUGUCCAAAGAGUUGAGUGAGCUGGCAUGGAGUGUCACGGUGUAUAAGGACCUGAUCACUGAAGGUUUUGACCUAAAAGAAUGGCAAAGAGCUCUCAAAGAUCAGCGCGUGAUGACUUUGGCAAAAGAUGACAUGGAUGAGACGCUGAAGCAAAGUCCAUGCAUGGUGGACGCAAAGAGUCUGUUUGAUCACCUAGUGAAAGAGACGGUAGGUUGUACAGAUGACAAACGAACCGCAAUAGAGAUGCAAGUGAUUAGACAGUCAAUGCAAGAGACCAAUGCAGUAAUUCGUUGGGUGCCACAUCCCAAAAUGUUCAUGGAUUGCCUCACAAAGAGGUGCGGAAACCGUGGUCCGCUCACAGAGCUUUUGGAUAGCGGUAGAUACAGUUUGGUGGACCAUGAGGUCAAUAAAGAUUACUGGGGAUCUGUGAAACGUGGAAACCAGUGCAUUCAUGUGUAA